Messenger RNA from Prorocentrum cordatum, 870 nucleotides. NCBI's taxonomy places the organism in Eukaryota, Dinophyceae, Prorocentrales, Prorocentraceae. The record is from the annotation of a GenBank genome assembly.
AUGGCUCCGAUCAGUCGUGUCGCUGCCUUCUUAGCGCUCAUUGUGAAGGUCAACGCCGACUUUCCUUGUGGUGAUUAUGACCUGUCGCCCGCAGCAGGCAACCCCGUGUGCGGUGUGGAUCAAUCAGCCUGUGACGAGACAAUCUGUUGCGCAGCAGGGACGAGCGCCCCGACCUCUGCACCGACGCCCAUGCCUCCGACCGAUGCGCCGACGCCGGCGCCUCCGACCUAUGCGCCGACGCCGGCGCCUCCGACCUACGCACCGACGCCGGCGCCUCCGACCUACGCACCGACGCCCGCGCCGACGGCUGCGACGGCUGCGCCGACUCCGGCGCCUCCGACCUACGCGCCGACGCCGGCGCCGACGGCCGCGCCGGGGACGCCAGCGCCGACGGCCGCGCCAACGGCCGCGCCGACGGCAGUGCCGACGGCCGCUCCGACGGCCGCGCCGACGGCCGCGCCGACGCAUGCGCCGACGAGUGCACCGACAGCUGCGCCGACGCCGGUGCCUCCGACCCACGCGCCGACGUCGGCGCCGACGGCCGCGCCGACGCCGAUGCCUCCGACCUACGCACCGACCCACGCACCGACGGCCGCGCCGACGCCGAUGCCUCCGACCUACGCGCCGACGCCGGCGCCUCCGACCUACGCACCGACGCCCGCGCCGACGGCUGCGCCGACCCACGCACCGACGGCAAUGCCGACGGCCGCACCGACGCCGAUGCCUCCAACAAACGCGCCGACGCCGGCGCCGACUAGCGCCUUCACGUGUGAUGACUACGACAACCUACCCGCCGCGAGCUUCGGGAAGCGCGACGUCGUCGGCGCCACCUCGGCCAUCAUGUGCGUCCUCGCCGCAAUGUGGGCCUAA